GGCCAGUCGGCCGACGCGCGAUCCGGCCGCCCGUCCACCACGGCCGCCCUGGGCGUUCUCCAUAUCAGCAGGCUGGCGCCAGAGCACCCCGUGGCGCCAUGCCUCCGCGGCGGCCCCUCCGCGCCCGCCGCUGCCGGGCCCCGACAGCGGCGGCGGCGCUGCUUCUGGCUGGCGCGGCGCGUCGCGCUAGGGCGUUGAGCGCGGUCUACCCAGAGCCGCCUCCCGAGAAGGGCGGCGAGGGCACCGAGCGGCGCGCCGAGCUCUUGCGGUUUGUUACGGCGUACCGGGCGGGCCUGGAGGCCGUGGUCGACAUCACGCCCUACUCCCCGCUCCUGCAGGUCGCCGCGGAUGCCGAUGGGGGCGCCGACUUCUACGCCUUCAUAGACACGUGGGUCGGAAACAAAUCGGAGCGGCCGGCCGUGUACCUGAACAAUGUCACUCGCAAGCGCCCCGAGGCCCGCUUGAACCGAGUGGUGGUGGACGGCGGCGCCGCUUUCCUGCUCGACCAGGCCGCGGAGCUGGGCGUCGGGACUCCCGCAGCGGGCUCCGGGCUGCUGCCGGUGUACAGGUGCCCCGCGGGAGACAAGGAGCUGGGCGCUGCGAAGUUGCUCGGCCUCGCCGCUCGGGAGGCGAAGCGGCUCGGCAACACGUCGAGCACAGAAGCCGAUGCGUUCAGGCUUGAGCUCUUGACAGCACUGGUCUCGGAUGACCUGGUCGAGCUGAACGUCAGCGGCACGACGGUCGAGAACCGGUCGGUCCGAUGCGUCCUCGGCCCAAAUUCGAGCACGUUCUCGGGGAGCGCGGCAUGCCAGUGUUCUACAAUCCGGCCGACGUCCUCGUCGACACCGAGUACAGCUCGGGAAGGUGGCUGAACAUGACGCCGCCGUUCGAGGCGGUUGGCGAGAUCGUGGAGGUGGACGGCGGAAGCGUCACCCUCAGGAUGAACGACAGCUGCCUGCCACUCAACGCCAGCGUUCCGAGGCUACUGGCGCCCCGCAACCGCACCAUCCUCCCGCGCGCCAAGGCUCUCUUGGACGCGGCGCUGAGCCUCGGCCAG
Molecule: messenger RNA, 1057 nt
Organism: Prorocentrum cordatum
Lineage: Eukaryota; Dinophyceae; Prorocentrales; Prorocentraceae
Source: the annotation of a GenBank genome assembly